GGCUCAGGACAGGGAAGUAGGGUUUUCAGGAAGCGCGAUUCCGUGUUCUCUCUCUGUGUGUGUGUGUGUGUGUGAAAGAGAGAGAGAGAGAAUGAGAGUGAGUGAGAGAGUGUGCUGUGAUGGAUGCUCAGCUGUGUUUGAUGUUAAGCGCCGCGUUUCUCGUCCGCCUUGCGCUGAUGUGUUUCGGUGUUUAUCAGGAUCAGAAUCUGCAGCUCAAGUACACGGAUGUGGAUUAUCACGUGUUCACCGACGCCUCCAGAUUUAUCCUACAGGGUCGCAGUCCCUAUGACAGAUCUACGUUUCGUUACACUCCUCUGCUGGCUCUGGUUCUGGCUCCAGGGGUUCUGCUGAGCUCUCUCUGUGGGAAGCUUCUGUUCGUGGGCUGUGAUCUUCUGUCGGCUCUCCUGAUGUUCCGGCUGCUGGUUCUGCGCGGCUCGUCCCGGAGAUCGGCGAGGCUCCUCUGCGGUCUGUGGCUGUUUAACCCGCUGACCGUGGCUGUGUCCACCCGCGGGAACGCCGAGUCUCUGCUGGCCGCUCUGGUCUUGUCCUCUCUGCUGUGUCUGGAGUCCAGGAGACAGACGUCUGCAGCGCUGCUCUUCGGUCUGGCCGUCCACAUGAAGAUCUACCCAGUCACUUACGCGCUGCCCAUCGCGCUGUCUCUGACCAGAGCGCCGUCCCGCGGCCGAGGACUGAUCCGGAACCUGCUCCGGUGCAUCAGUGGGGAUCUGCUGCGGUUCGCGGCUGUUUCUGGAGUCGUGUUCUUCGCUCUGAACAUCACCUUCUACUGCAUGUACGGCUGGGUUUUCCUCCAGGAGUCUUACCUGUAUCACCUGACUCGCAGAGACAUCCGUCACAACUUCUCUCCGUACUUCUACAUGCUGUACGUGACGGCGGAGCGUCCCUGGAGCGGCGCUCUGGCUCUCGUCUGUUUUCUGCCUCAGAUGCUGCUGCUGUCUCUGGCCUCGCUGGCCUUCCGCUCCGAUCUGCCCUUCUGCUGCUUCAUACACACCUCCAUCUUCGUCAGCUUCAACAAAGUCUGCACUUCACAGUAUUUUCUGUGGUAUCUGUGUCUGCUGCCGCUGGUUUUGCCUCGGCUGACUCUGAGCGGGAGACGAGGCCUGGGGCUGCUGCUGCUGUGGUUUGUGGGACAGGCGCUGUGGCUGUCCCCGGCGUAUUAUCUGGAGUUCGAGGGCCGGAACACUUUCACACUCAUCUGGAUCGCCGGGCUGCUGUUCCUCCUCAUCAAUUCUUUCAUACUGGGACAAAUCAUCUCCCAUUACAGACCCCCAGAAGCCCAUGUGAAGAAAACAGACUGACGGACGCCUGCGAGAACACUGUCGCUUCACACACCGGAUACGUGAGAUGAUUCAGCCGAACACUAGAUGUCGCCCAACAGCAGAUCUCCAGAUGGACGGCACACUUCAACUGAUCUCAUGUUGAACAAGUGAGGGAUUUCUCAACCCUUUACAUUUGAUGUCGCAGAUGAGCUUGUAAAUGAUGCUUGUGUCUCUGAGGAGAUUAGUGAGAGUGUGAAUGAAGACGAGCCCACAGGAAGUGCUGACUGACGGGACGCAGGACGAGAACAAGCUCAGCGUUAAACAGGAUUAAAUCCUCUCUGCUGUGAAGCUUGAAAAAUCUUCAAUGUUCUGGUAAACAUUUUUGCAAAAUGCUGGUCACCAUUAUUGAAUGAACAGAAGCAGAUCUGGUUAUAUCUCUUCUACAUAUAACACAGUCUUAUUAAAGUGUGGAGAAGGAGAAUGUGAACCAGACUAUUCAUAGUAAAACACGAACAGCACAUGAGCAUGGUCUUUUUGUCAUACAAGAUUUUUAUUUUUAUAAAAGUAAUAAAUAUAACAGCAAGACCCACAUUUGAUUGUUGCUGCUUUGCAGCUACAAGCUUGUGUAACACAUUACUGUAUCUUCUGUUAAUAUUUAUUGCCCAUAUUGAAUGCCAGUGGCAAAACGUCACGUUAAAAUCCUUCCUGAAAAAGUGCAAAAGGCCAUUAAACAAUAAAUACAAGUUAUUGAUACAAAUGAACCUUCCAGAAACGGCUUGUCAGACGCGAGGACAUCACGCCUCGGCAGGCUUUCUUUCGCUUAACUUUUAACGUUUUUAUUAUUUAAUACAAUUAAACAGUAGUUUUAUAUAAAGUCAAAGUUACAAGCUCUAAACUUCAGAGCUGUGCUCUAUUAAAUUCAUAAAAUGUUUGGCAUUCUUAUCAAUGCUGAAGUGAAUUUAGCAUCAAAAUAUUCAAGAGCCUAAAUAUUUAACCAUUAUGUUUUAUUUCUGGGCUGCUUCAACAGUUUUUUUCCACCUCUUGGCUAUUUAUAGACGAUAUAUAAGAACAUUCCUGUCAUUUCUCCGGCUGAUAUCUGAACACAAACAGAUGGAAUCCUUCAGUUUUUAUACUUCUAAAUAAUUAAUAAACAUGCAGAUGAAAUGCUUUAAAAAACAGCUCAUAAACCGUUGAUUGCAAUGAUAUAACAGAAGUUCAUUUUAAAUGAAAUAAUUUGAAUAUUUGUUUGUUUUUGUAAUUUGUGUGUUAGUAGUUUUUAUUUGUCCAUGUUUGCUGAACAAACUGGGAAAGAAAUAUUAGCCUCACUACACAAAAAGUGCUUAGAAGAAAAUAUAAUGGAAGCUCACCAAACAAAAUCUUAACAACAGCGCUGCUACACUUAGAGAAAAACUUCACUGCAAGAAAUGAUUGUCUUAGUAUCUGUGUCCUGUUUUCCUGUAUAAGAAACUAAAUGUUUUAAUAAUCUGCCAAUCGGUUCAGCAAGAAAUAACAUGCUUCUUGUUAGAAGUAUAUUUAAAUAAAGGUGCCUUGACUUGU
Molecule: messenger RNA, 2834 nt
Organism: Puntigrus tetrazona (Sumatra barb)
Lineage: Eukaryota; Metazoa; Chordata; Actinopteri; Cypriniformes; Cyprinidae
Gene: pigm
Product: phosphatidylinositol glycan anchor biosynthesis, class M
Exons: 5
Coding region: 120-1316 (398 amino acids)
Biological process (GO): GPI anchor biosynthetic process
Cellular component (GO): membrane; glycosylphosphatidylinositol-mannosyltransferase I complex
Molecular function (GO): GPI mannosyltransferase activity; alpha-1,4-mannosyltransferase activity
Source: RefSeq, a predicted model, not a curated record